GGCCGGGGACCCAACGGCCUGGGGUCCUGCGACAACCCCGAGAAGUUCCAGUACGUGGAGAAGAGCCUCUCCUGCGCACCCAGGUGCUCCCCCGGGGUGGACGUCUACUGGUCCCGGGAGGACAAGGACUUUGCCUUCAUCUGGAUGGCCGUCUGGUCCACCCUCUGCUUCGUCUCCACCGCCUUCACUGUCCUCACCUUCCUGCUCGACCCCCACCGUUUCCAGUACCCCGAGAGGCCCAUCAUCUUCCUCUCCAUGUGCUACAACGUCUACUCUGUGGCCUUCAUCAUCCGCUCGGUGGCAGGGGCCGAGAACAUCGCCUGCGACCGGGAGAACGGUGAGCUCUACAUCAUCCAGGAGGGGCUGGAGAGCACGGGGUGCACCAUCGUCUUCCUCAUCCUCUACUACUUCGGCAUGGCCAGCUCACUCUGGUGGGUUGUCCUCACCCUCACCUGGUUCCUGGCUGCUGGGAAGAAGUGGGGACAUGAGGCCAUCGAGGCCCACAGCAGCUACUUCCACAUGGCUGCCUGGGGCAUCCCGGCCAUGAAGACCAUCAUCAUCCUCACCAUGCGGAAGGUGGCUGGCGACGAGCUCACGGGGCUGUGCUAUGUGGGUAGCAUGGAUGUCAGCGCCCUGACUGGCUUCGUCCUCAUCCCCCUCUCCUGCUACCUGGUCAUCGGCACCUCCUUCAUCCUGACGGGCUUCGUCGCCCUCUUCCACAUCCGGAAGAUAAUGAAGACGGGCGGCACCAACACGGAGAAGCUGGAGAAGCUGAUGGUGAAGAUCGGGGUCUUCUCUAUCCUCUACACCGUCCCAGCCACCUGCGUCAUUGUCUGCUACUUCUACGAGUGGGUGUGGAGCUCCAAGACGCUGCAGACCUGGCAGAGCCUGUGCAACAGAAAGCUGGGCAUGAGGACGAGGGGCAAGCCCUGCAGCGGGGUGAGCUGCGGUGGGGUGCACUGCCACUACAAAGCCCCCACAGUCAUGCUGCACAUGACCAAGACGGACCCGUAUCUGGACAACCCGACACACGUCUAG
This is a messenger RNA of Phaethon lepturus (White-tailed tropicbird), 1038 nucleotides long. Its product is annotated as frizzled-9. Lineage: Eukaryota; Metazoa; Chordata; Aves; Phaethontiformes; Phaethontidae. The annotation marks the transcript as partial. The record is from RefSeq and is a predicted model, not a curated record. Gene Ontology annotation, cellular component: plasma membrane. Gene Ontology annotation, molecular function: Wnt-protein binding; Wnt receptor activity. The transcript is spliced from 2 exons. Gene Ontology annotation, biological process: non-canonical Wnt signaling pathway; canonical Wnt signaling pathway.